AUGGCGGCAGACGUGUCCGUUACUCACCGGCCCCCGCUGAGCCCGAAGCCCGAGGCAGAGGCCGAAGCGGGUGGUGUCGGAGAGCGUAGGACGCUGGACGAGAAGCUGCCGCCACUAGACCCCGAAGAGGUGCGGAGCCGCCUGGAGCGGACUGAGCGCCAGUUCCGUAACCGCCGAAAGAUCCUCAUCCGGGGCCUCCCGGGGGACGUGACCAACCAGGAAGUACAUGACCUGCUCAGUGACUAUGAGCUCAAGUACUGUUUUGUGGACAAGUACAAGGGGACUGCUUUUGUGACUUUGCUGAAUGGGGAACAAGCAGAAUCAGCGAUCCGCACAUUUCACCAGAGCCACCUGAGGGAUAAGGAGCUGUCAGUGCAGCUGCAGCCCACAGAUGCCCUGCUUUGUAUUGCCAACUUGCCCCCAAGCUACACACAGCAGCAGUUUGAGGAGCUAGUGAGACCCUUUGGCAAUCUGGAGCGCUGCUUCCUGGUGUACAGUGAGCGCAGUGGUCACUCCAAGGGCUAUGGCUUUGUAGAGUAUAUGAAGAAGGAUUCAGCAGCUAGAGCCAAGUCAGACCUACUGGGCAAACCACUGGGCCCCCGGACACUGUAUGUGCACUGGACAGAUGCCAGCCAGCUGACUCCAGCACUGUUGCAUUCACGAUGCCUCUGUGUUGACCACCUACCCCAGGGCUACAGUGAUGUGGAUGAACUUCGACAGGCUCUUUCUUCUGUACAUUCUCCCACCUUCUGCCAGCUCGCAUAUGGACAGGAUGGACAGCUGAAGGGCUUUGCAGUGUUGGAGUAUGAGACAUCACAGAUGGCUGAAGAAGCCCAGCAGCAGGCCGAUGGGAUGGUCCUGGCUGGAAAUCCUGUCCGAGUGUCUUUCUGUGCCCCAGGCCCUCCAGGCCGGAGUAUGCUAGCUGCCCUCAUUGCUGCCCAGGCCACGGCUCUGAACAGGGGGAAGGGGCUGCUGCCUGAGCCAAACAUUCUUCAGAUCCUCAGUAGCUUAGGACCCCCUGCAUCUCUACAACUUCUUCUGAAUCCUCUGCUGCAUGGUCCUGGGGGUGGAAAUAAGCAAGGCCUCCUGGGUGCACCUCCAACCAUGCCCCUGUUGAACAGCCCAGCUUUAUCCACAGCAUUGCUUCAGCUUGCCCUACAGACUCAGAGCCAAGUCCAGCAGAAACCAGGGAUCCUUGGAGACUCUCCCUUAGGGUCAUUCCAAUCUGGGACCCAGCCUGGGAACACUCUUCUUGGAGAGUUACCUGCAGGAGGAGUCCUGCCCUCAGACAUGCCCCCAGUUCGAGGGAAGCCUCCAUCUCUCUUGCCUCCACUGCUGGGCACAGCAGGGGGAGAUCGUGAAGCUCUGGCUCUGGGGGCUUCAGCCACUCAGCUCACUCCACCUCCUGCCUCCCUUCGGGGUUCUGUUCUCAGUGGAUUACAGAAACUCAGUGAGAAUGGGCCCCCACCAACCUCUGGGGUCUCACUGCUGGGAGAGCCUCCCAAGGACUUCAGGAUCCCUUUGAACCCUUACCUAAACCUACACAGUCUCUUACCAACAGGUAGCCUGCUUAGUAAAGUGUCUAGGCUGGAGUUGGGUUGGAGUAAGGGUGGGAAGGGAUGGGGCAAAUCUGAUAUUUUCCCUUUGGCCCCAGGGAGUGGCAGCAAAGCUUUUAAUCUGAAAUCCAGUAUGCUGGGCGGUACUUCUAGCACCCGUCUGUCCACUGAUUCAGGCCUUUCCUCAGAUGGCUAUGGCUUUGACUAUCCACCGGAUUUGGGUCCAAGGCGUAUAUUUUCCCAUCCUCGAGAAUCUGUGGGGCCCAUACUAGGACCACUUGGGCACAGCAGACAUAAGAUGUCUCCCCCACCCAGUGGGUUUGGUGAACGGGGCAGUGGAAGUGGGGGGCUUCCCCACUUUUACUCAGGUUCCCCUACCUCCUAUUUCACCAGUGGUCUGCAGGCUGGCCUCAAGCAGAGUCACCUCAACAAGGUUGUUGGCACGUCCCCCAUGGGUUCUGGAGAGGGUCUCUUGGGUCUGGGUCCUGGCCCUGACAGCCAUGGCAGCCUGAUGAAGACUCCUAUGGGUGGCCAGAAACGGGGCUUCUCCCACCUGCUUCCUUCCCCAGAGCCUAGCCCUGAAGGGGGGUAUGUGGGGCAGCAUUCCCAAGGCCUGGGGGGCCAUUAUGCAGAUUCCUACCUGAAACGCAAGAGGAUAUUCUAAUGAACCCCUGAUCAAAACCUCGACCCUACCCCAAGCUGGCUGACUGCUUUUAAAGCCCACUCUUGGAUUUCCAGUUUUUAAAAAAACAAAACAAACAAAAAAAAAACACAACAAUGUAUGUAAAGAAUUUGCCUUCUGAUCAGGGCCAGCCCUCUCAGACUCAGCUCCUUUCUCCUUAGUAGAAAUGGCUGUGCCAGGGAAUGGGGGUUGUUCCCUUCAGUACCAGCACCUUUUGACAUCCUCCCUGGGCCCUGCAGUUCUAUAGACUUGCAGAGUUCCUGUUUAGUGGGGGAAAAGAAAAAGAGGGGAUGUCCUUCAAGUAACAUGUAGGGACCAGACUGGGCAGGAGUCAGGAUUGCUUUUCCCCAUACCCUGGGACCUAUGUCACUCUUCUAGGGCAAUAUUCUUGCCCUGCCCCACUUUGGACUUCUGGGGGGGGCCACCAGAGAUCCUGUCCCAAAAACAUUGUAGCCUUAAGAGGCCCCCAGGGUUUGUGACCUCAUUCUUGCUUUCUCCUCAAUACCCUUUUCUCUGUAACUCUUCAUUGACUUUUCUCUCAUCCAUUUUCUGUCAUCUCUUUGUGUGUUUUGUCUCCCUCCUUUCUUUCUCCUUGGUGUCUCUUGAGAGGCGUCUUGGGCUCCCUGGGUGGCUCCAUAAGGCUGGGCCUAUGCUGGAUCCUGGGGUUUGAGUGCCUUUGGACAUUGUGCAGCUUCCUUUUUAGGGGAAUGCUGUAUCUGUAGGUUGCCUUUAAAUUUUUUAACAAUUGUUUUUAUUUUCUUGUGUGUGUUGUUUUUUUAAUAAUAAGCCAGGAAGAACCCAGCUCCCUGAUUCCUGGGCAUCCCAGGGAGCCUGGGAAGCUCAACUUUUGUAUUUUCUUUAUGGCUUUAAACUUCUUAGCCACAUAUUGGAAAUGGUUGGGGGGGAGGGGGGCUGCUUUUUUUUUUUUUUUUUAAUGCUGCAGGUGUGGCUGCCUCCCACCCCCUGCUGCUGCUUUUGGUCUUUAUACAGAAAUAAUGGCCCUUCCUGUGUCCCCAGAUGCCUUAAGGCCCUGAGCCUCAGUCCCCGCCCAGUCCAGAGAACUCAGCAUCUGUGGUUCAUUCUGAAGCUGCUGGGGCUACACUUCUCUCCUUAAAACUCAGGACCAAACAGCUGAUAGAGGAAGGGACAGACUGGGAGGUGAGCCUUUAAGCCAGCCCCUCCUCUCAAUGAGCUCAGCUGGAGAGUGGCUUUCUGUUGGAUUGCAGACCCAACAGUUACAGAGGUCUCCUUUGAAGUAAAGCUUUAUCUUUCAUUUCACCCAUACUUUGUCCCCACUUGGUUUUUAUGGUGAAAUUCUUUCUGCCCAAUUAUGUCAGCUGGAAAGCUCCAGCUGCCCCCAGCCCUAAGGCCAAAGUCUCCAAGCAGAAUGAUAACCUUUGCCCCCAGGGAGAGGAAAGGGCCAUCCCAGGCCUCCUCUUUUAGGGUAGGCUGCCCCUCUCCCAACUCAAGUGAGCCAACCCCCUCUAGUGCCUCCAUGUGCCCCAGGGCACAUCACCUCAUAUGCCUAACCUUUCCUCUCCCCCCAUUCCCAAGACCCGCCUCGGGCUUUUCCCCACUGCACUCCCAUGUUCCUAAUAGCCCCUCUUAAUCUGUACUUUGUCUUUGUCUUCCGAGCUAGACCUGCCAGGGACUACCUGUUCCAGGGCUCUAGGCUCCAACCUGCUGUCUUUGGACCAGCCCUAGUUUCCAGGGCAAGGUUUUCAGUGCCUCCACUGUCUGCCCUACAGGAACCCUGGGUGGGGGAUAGUAGCUCUGUCCUCGUAAAUAUGACUGUCCCUUGAAAUCCACAUUUGCUGAAUUAAAGUUUUUAAGUAAAAUGAUUUUAAUGAAA
Molecule: messenger RNA, 4090 nt
Organism: Gracilinanus agilis (Agile Gracile Mouse Opossum)
Lineage: Eukaryota; Metazoa; Chordata; Mammalia; Didelphimorphia; Didelphidae
Gene: RAVER1
Product: ribonucleoprotein, PTB binding 1
Exons: 14
Coding region: 1-2220 (739 amino acids)
Molecular function (GO): RNA binding
Source: RefSeq, a predicted model, not a curated record